AUGGCCGACUCCACCACACAAGAGCCCCCCUCGGCCACCCAGAAGCGCCCACUGGAGGAGCCCUCGUCCCCGUCCGGUCCCACCGGCCAACCCGAAGCCAAGCGUCCCGCUCUCGACAAGAUCUUGAAGGGCGAGCCCAACGAUGCAGGCAGCGAGGAGCCACUCACUACUGCUACUGAAGUUGCAGAAGUCAACGGUGCGGGAGCGGGCAGCGAGGCCAAUGCGGAAUCAGAGGGCAUUGACGCCGCCUCUGCAGAUAAGCAAGGCGACACGGUCGUGCCCGAUGCUGAUGCGUCUGUCCAGCCUUCGUCCGAGCCAUCGGAUCUCCCUGCAGCCAUCUCCAAUGGACCCUCGGACGGCGGCGUGAACUCCCUCCCACCAUCCACCUACCAACCCCAAGACGAGACCAACUGGCUUCAUGUCCGCGCCAUCAUCUCUAGUGCAGAGGCGGCCACGGUCAUCGGCAAGGGCGGCGAGAAUGUCACCCAGAUCCGUAAGAUGGCUGGUGCCAAGUGCACAGUGAGUGAAUAUUCUCGCGGCGCCGUGGAGCGUAUCCUCACCGUCUCCGGCGCCGUUGAUGCCGUUGCCAAAGCCUUUGGGCUCAUCAUCCGCACCCUCAACCAAGAGCCUCUCGACUCCUCCUCCACACCGCAGUCCAAGACAUACCCGCUUCGUCUGCUCAUCCCCCACAUCCUGAUCGGCUCCAUCAUCGGCAAGCAGGGCGCGCGCAUUCGCGAGAUCCAAGAAGCUUCCGGCGCCCGCCUCAAUGCCUCCGAGUCCUGCCUACCCCUGUCCACCGAGCGCUCCCUGGUCGUUCUGGGCGUCGCUGAUGCCGUGCACAUUGCUACUUACUACGUGGGUAGUACCCUAGUGGAGCAGCUCACGGAUCGCUUCGGUGGCCCUGCAGCUUCCGCGUACGCCGUUCGCCACGGUGGACCUCAAGGCGUCGUGCCGGGCGGCAUGCAAGUCGUUCCCUAUGUUCCCCAGCAUGCUGGUGGCCAAAUGGGCCAUCCAGACAAGUAUCGUCAGCAUGGCGGUCCUCCCAGUCGUGCUCCCUCCAAUGCAUACGGCGCGCCCUACAUGCAAGGACAGCCCGCCCACCCUCACCACCCACAGGCGGCCAUGCCGUACGGUGCAGGCUCCCCUCGUGCUGGCUACGCCGGCGCCGGACCUCAGCAACCCCAGGCUUACGGAGGAUACGGCGGAACCCCAGCACCGUCGCACGCCGGCCCGCCGCAGCAGCCCGCCCAAGGCAUGGUCGCAGGCCAACCAAUCACGCAACAAAUCUUCAUUCCCAACGACAUGGUCGGUGCGAUUAUCGGGAAGGGCGGUGCCAAGAUCAACGAAAUCCGCCAGCUCUCCGGCAGUGUCAUCAAGAUCAACGAGCCCCAGGACAACAACAACGAGCGUCUCGUCACCAUCACCGGCACACAGGAGUGCAAUCAAAUGGCGUUGUACAUGCUGUAUUCGCGCUUGGACGAGGUGAAGAACAACCCCAAGCAUGAUCGCAUGUUCUAA
This is a messenger RNA of Neohortaea acidophila, 1518 nucleotides long. RefSeq lists its product as uncharacterized. Gene Ontology annotation, biological process: regulation of RNA metabolic process; regulation of gene expression. The record is from RefSeq and is a predicted model, not a curated record. Gene Ontology annotation, molecular function: mRNA binding. The transcript has 2 exons. The coding region runs from base 1 to 1518 and encodes 505 amino acids. Gene Ontology annotation, cellular component: nucleus; cytoplasm. NCBI's taxonomy places the organism in Eukaryota, Fungi, Ascomycota, Dothideomycetes, Mycosphaerellales, Teratosphaeriaceae.